AUGUUCAUCCUUUCCUUCCCUGUGAUUGAUCAGCAGAGCUCUGCCCCUGGAGUGUGCUCACAGGCAGGAUGUUUUCUGAGCUGGUUUAACAAACCCCAGCAAAGCCAAGGGGCUGAAGAGGAUUUUGUGUGUUCAGGUUACAGAACUGCCAGUGUCAUCAUCGCCCUGACAGAUGGGGAGCUCCACGAGGAUCUAUUUUUCUACUCCGAGAGGGAGGCGAAUCGCUCGCGGGACCUGGGGGCCACCGUGUAUUGUGUGGGGGUCAAGGACUUCAACGAGACCCAGCUGGCCAGGAUUGCUGACAGCAGAGAUCACGUUUUCCCAGUCAACGAUGGCUUUGAAGCCCUGCAGGGGAUCAUCGACUCCAUUUUGAAGAAGUCCUGUAUAGAAAUCCUGGCAGCAGAACCUUCCAGUAUCUGUGCAGGGGAGUCCUUCCAGGUGGUGGUGAGGGGAAAUGGAUUUCGGCACGCCCGCAACGUGGACAGGGUGCUCUGCAGCUUCAGGAUCAACGACACCGUCACCCUCAAUGAGAAGCCUUUCGUGGUGGAGGACACCUACCUGCUGUGCCCGGCGCCCGUGCUGAGAGAAGUCGGCAUGGAAGCAGCUCUUCAAGUCAGCAUGAACGAUGGGCUGAGCUUCAUCUCCAGCUCUGUCAUCAUCUCCAGCACGCACUGUUCCGACGGGACCAUCCUGGCCAUCGCCCUGCUCAUCCUCUUCCUCCUGCUGGCCUUGGCUCUGCUCUGGUGGUUCUGGCCCCUCUGCUGCACCGUGAUCAUCAAGGAGCCUCCCCCACCUCCUGCAGAAGACAGCGAGGAGGAAGAUGAUGAUGGGCUGCCAAAGAAGAAGUGGCCAACAGUGGAUGCCUCUUACUACGGCGGGCGAGGAGUGGGCGGCAUCAAACGGAUGGAGGUGCGCUGGGGAGAAAAGGGCUCCACCGAGGAAGGUGCCAAGCUGGAGAAGGCCAAGAACGCCAGGGUGAAGAUGCCAGAGCAGGAAUACGAAUUCCCCGAGCCCAGGAACCUCGGGAGCAGCAUGCGCCGGCCCUCGUCCCCUCGCAAGUGGUACUCCCCCAUCAAGGGGAAGCUGGACGCCCUCUGGGUGCUGCUGCGAAAGGGCUACGACCGCGUGUCCGUGAUGCGUCCCCAGCCAGGAGACAAGGUACCCCCAGAGCAAAGCACCCCCUCCAAGUACCCUUCCCUGGGCACUGAGGGUGGGCAGAGCCCAGAAGCAGCACAGGAUUGGUUUGGGAGCAGUUCAGAAAUAGCACAAGGUUGUUUUUGGAGCAGCUGGGGGGGUUUGGCUGCUGUGGUUUCAGGGCUGAGCUCUGCAGGUGCCUGCACACCCCGGGGUCUCUCCCAGUGCUCCCAGUGUUCCCAGUGCACUGGGGAUAAGAGGGGUUUGGGGAGUCCUCAUGGGCAUUGCUGGGGUUCCACACAGCUCCUUUGCAGCAGGCUGCAGAAUCCCCAGUGCUGAGCCUGGGCUGUCCGAGGUGUCCGGGACAGCUCUGGAUUUGGUCCUGGAUUUGGGAAGCAGAGCUGGAGGAGCCCUGGCAGCAAAACCCGCUCAGAGCUGCUGCUGGCAGCCCCAGGCCCUGUUGUGGGGGCUUUGGGAGCUCCAGCCCUGCUGGGCAGAGGCUCCAGGGCAGCUUUUCCCUGACUGCCCAAUUCAUCCCUGUGCUGUAGGGGACCAGGUCACCCAGCCCAGGGGCUCCCAGGAGCUCUGGGCUCUGCUCUGUGUCCCUGGCAGGCCCCCAGGGCAGCUCCAGAGCCAUCCCAGAGCUGAUCUGCAGCCCUGACACGCUGCCAGCCACAGGCACACCCUGGCAAUGAGAGACCCAGGGCUCAGCAGAGCAUCCCACAGCAACCAGCAGAGCCCCCAGACCAAACACAGUUCCUCCUCGGGCUGGAGAAAUACUCAAAGCCGUGCAGGCAACACGUGUGGGUGGUCAAGAGGAGCUUGGUGAGCACGCAGGAGCCUCUGACCGUGGGAUAAUCCUGAGAGCUGCAAGGAGGAGCUGCUUUGAUAGCAGUUUGUACCUCCUUCUCCUUCCUGGAGAAAGGGCAGCAGGUUUCAGACUCAGUGCCUUAAUUCACCCUCUGAUCAAGAUAAAAAAGUGAAGCCAGAUGAAAAAUAACUGAAGGGCAGAUCUGUUUGCUUUGGAGCCUGGGAAGGAGCUGGGCUGAGUCCCAGGGUUACAUCAUUUUCAUAGACAAGCAAUCCCUUACUCCAGCCAGUGACUUUAUCCCCUCCAGCACACGAGCUGGGCUGCUCAGAAGAUUCCUUGCACUGAACAAAGCCCUGGGCUGAGGAAUUGCUGCUGUUUAUCUGCUGCAGCCCACGCAGCUGCCCAGGAAAGGUGUGCCCUGUGCUCACCACCAGAGCCAGGGCUGCUGGCAGGGGGAAGGUGGCCCUGCAGAUUCCAGAGCCUCGCUCAGGAGCCCUUUCCCUUUGCUCAGGCAGAUGUUUCUCCACAUCCACGGCUGGCAGAGCUCUUGGAGAGGUCUCUGGACAUCUCUGGAUCCCUCCCAUCCCUGUCAAAUCCUUCCAGAACCUUCCUUUUCCUGGGUCCUGCCUGCAGAGCGUUUGUGCCCAGGCUGGGGACAGCAGGGAGGAGAGGCAGGGGAUUAAAAACAUUACCCCAACAAAUCUGCUCCAGCCCAGGGGGGGCUCAGAGCUCCAUCUGGCAAUCUUUCACCAGGAGAAACAUUUACUUUGGGAGAGGAAAGAGUAAAACAGAAAAUAAGCAGCGAUCCAAAAAUGAAGAAUGGAUUCAGAAAUCCUCUAGCGCCUUUUUUGGAUGAUUUCAUAUCUAAAGGAAUGAAUCCAUAAUACAGUAGUGCUGAUUCUGACAUUUGAGUAUUUACAGUGGGAUCUUUUGCAGGUGGAACUUGUGAGAAAAAAUAAAAUCAAAUAAUAGCUCAGAGGGCAAAGGUUUUGUUUAAAACUUUACAACAAACUGUAGCUUAGCACCAAAGAGCAGGAAAAGCAGUUUAUUGGCUUCUGACGAGUCCAGGGACAUCAAGACAUCCCAAUGAGGCAUUUCAGGAAAAAUUCUGAGCAGGAAAAUGUCUUAUUUAAACAAAGCUUCCCUUUUGCCUGGUAAAUGGUUGGAGUGGGACACAAAAGGCAGGUGUUUGAGGGAGAGAGAGGCUCCAAAGCCCGGAGUUUGUGCUGCUGGUGGUUUGAGGCUGAGGAGGGAAGGGGCAGGAGCCGAGGUUUGUGCUGCAGGGAUGAGGGUGGGGAUGGAAAUCCUGGGCUCACGGUGUGGUGUGGCCUGGCACGGGAGCCCUGGGGAGCCCUGGGUGCUCCAUGGCUGGGAGUGUGCCAGGAUGGACACUGGGACACUGGGGAUGGACACCGGGGAUGGACAUUGGGGAUGGACACUG
This is a messenger RNA of Cyanistes caeruleus (blue tit), 3386 nucleotides long. The record is from RefSeq and is a predicted model, not a curated record. NCBI's taxonomy places the organism in Eukaryota, Metazoa, Chordata, Aves, Passeriformes, Paridae.